AUGGACCUGCACACUUGCAGCGAGCGACUGGCAGCAUUGGGGAUGGACUUUGGUGAGACGGGGUCCAUGCGCCUCUCCGUCAGCAAGUACUCCAUGGACCGCCGGCGUGUGUACGAGGCCAUGGGCGCGGGUUCCAGGCGCAAGGGUCUGGAAUUGGGGGGCGUCAUCACGCAAGGCCUCACUCAGGCUGACCUGUUCAAAGUCACACCAGACUCCCGGUCCAACCGCAUCCUCAUCACGCCCAUCUUGCACCCCCUGGAGGUGCCGGUGCGGGCCAUGAUCCUGCCGCUGCGGGACAAUGUUGCGGCGGGCAAGAUCCGUGAUGCUGUGCGGCAGUUUCUGCUGCCGGUGCUGCCGGAGGGUAGCAUCUGGCUCCAGGACGAUGCGCUGUAUCAUGCGACCCUCUACCACGCCUCCUCCCACGUGAAACCCAUCCACGCCAGCGCUGAAGUGGUCGCAGAGGAAGAGCGCAGUAUUCGGGCGGUGUGCGGGUCCACCUGCCCCAUCAAUGCAGUACUGGAUCGGGUGGUGAUCACAAGCACAGGUGUGGUGGUGGCGUGCUGGCAGGUGCUGCCGGAGGGCGGCGAGCCCGCGUUGCUACGCGCCGCGCUGGGUGCCGCUCUGCCCAACGCGCCCCCGCGGGAGGCCCAGAUGGUCAAGGAGCCCGCCAUGCUGCAUACCACUGUGGCACGACUACUCAAGCCCCCACCCAGGUUUGCGUCGGCGUCUCCGGGUUCCAUCACCGCCGUCAUUACCGACACCACCACCACCACCACCACCACGAGCUCCACGCAGCACCUCGAGGUUGCCAGCAUCGUGGGAAGCGGUCGGGAGCUUCGAUCGCUUACCUCCAUCGGCGACUCUGGCGCUGGUUCUGGAGGUGACAGCGGCGGUGGGGGCGGCGGUGGCAGUGGCAGCGGCCGGCGGCUUUUUGCGGCGGAAGGUCUGGAAACGACUUCCAGUAGCAGCGGCGGGUCGUACAACGUGACGGAGCUUCGGAGCGAGGCAGUUGUAGCUGCGGUCGAUGCGCUGAGCGCGACGCUGUGCGGUCUGCGGGCGCAGUUUGGGGAGGUGUGGUUCAUAGAGGAACAGGACCUGUUGGCGCUAGCACUCAACGGGCGCUAUGUGCGCCACGUCGCGCCGCUGACGUGCCCGUCCGACGAUCAGACUGCUGCGGCCGCGGCCUAG
Molecule: messenger RNA, 1188 nt
Organism: Volvox carteri f. nagariensis
Lineage: Eukaryota; Viridiplantae; Chlorophyta; Chlorophyceae; Chlamydomonadales; Volvocaceae
Exons: 4
Coding region: 1-1188 (395 amino acids)
Source: RefSeq, a predicted model, not a curated record